Molecule: messenger RNA, 1027 nt
Organism: Parastagonospora nodorum SN15
Lineage: Eukaryota; Fungi; Ascomycota; Dothideomycetes; Pleosporales; Phaeosphaeriaceae
Exons: 3
Coding region: 1-867 (288 amino acids)
Biological process (GO): vesicle-mediated transport
Cellular component (GO): membrane
Source: RefSeq, a predicted model, not a curated record
AUGACGCGCCCGGCUCGAGGCAGCAUCCCCAGCUUCCACGGUCCUCCACUCACCAUCGUCACACAACACCACGACGGCACCGACGAACACAGCACAUUGCUAUCUCGCGGCCUCAUCUUGCCCCCCAAGACCACCUCCCGAUCAUCAUCGUCAAGCCCGAAGAAGCAGUUCGCAUGCAUCGCCCACGACACCACUGUCCUCGCCGAACACACCGCCUCCGCCAGCUCCAACGCCUCCUCCCUCAUCUCCAUGAUCCUGCCCCUAAUCGCCAAAGAGAACCCGCCCGAGACCCGCCGCUCCUACGACAAAGACAACCACUCCGUCCACCUGCUCAUGCGCAAGCCCGCAAACGCCAAGUCCCCAGGCCGCCUCAUCUUCCUCGUCGUCGCAGAGAAAGCUGCGGGUAAAGGCGUCCCGUACGGCUUCUUGCAGACCCUGCAGGACAAGUUCUUCGCGCAGUUUGAUGUGGAUGACACGGCUUUUGGGGAUUUGCCAAGUUAUGGCUGCGCGAGCUUCAAUGCCGAGUUGAAGCGCGUCAUGAUGCAUCAGGGUGGCACGCUGGCUGGGCAGGAGGAUGCGUUGCGCACGGCGCAGCGCGAAAUCGAUGGCGUGAGGGAAAUCAUGACGGAGAACAUUGAGCGCGUGCUCGAGCGUGGGGAGCACAUGAGCGUGCUUGUCGACAAGACGGGCCGGUUGGGCGAGAACGCGAGAGACUUCCGCGUCCGGAGUCGCACGCUGCGGAGGAAGAUGUGGUGGAAGAAUGUCAAGUUGAUGGUAUUGUUAUUUGUGGUGUGCUUGUUCUUGAUCUACAUCUUCGUUGGGUUUGGGUGCGGGUUGCCUGCUUGGGGCCGCUGCCUGCGCCGCUAAGGUCGAUCUUUCACAUUCUUGAUCGGUUGAUUGGAAAACUACCACGUGAAUUGGAUAUGAAAAGGAUUUCCUAGAUUGAAUUGCACUGUACACAAUAGGCGCGGCGUUGGGCAUACUUGAUACCAUUCGUAGCUUCAAUGACAAGCUCUCAGUACUUUAU